CUAACAGGAGUCAUCAGGACAGCCCUGCAUAACAUGGACAGGGAAGCCAGAGAGCAUUACUCGGUUGUCAUUCAAGCCAAAGAUAUGGCUGGACAAGUCGGAGGAUUGUCAGGAUCGACCACCGUCAAUAUAACGCUCACCGAUGUCAACGACAACCCCCCCAGGUUCCCUCAGAAACAUUAUCAGUUGUAUGUUCCUGAGUCGGCACAAGUUGGCUCGGCAGUGGGCAAAAUCAAGGCCAACGACGCAGACGCUGGGUCGAAUGCAGAUAUGAAAUACACAAUUAUAAAUGGGGAUGGCUCUGGAGUCUUUGCCAUAUCAACUGACAAGGAAACACGAGAAGGCAUUAUCUCCCUGAAGAAGCCACUCAACUAUGAAAAAAAGAAAUCCUAUACUCUUAAUAUAGAAGGAGCAAAUACCCACCUCGAUUUCCGCUUCUCACACUUAGGACCUUUUAAAGAUGUAACUAUGUUGAAGAUUAGUGUUGGCGAUGUGGAUGAGCCACCAGUGUUCACUUUGCCUUCCUAUGUCAUGGACGUUUAUGAGAAUGCCAAGAUUGGGACCAUUGUGGGCACCGUAACAGCACAAGAUCCAGACAGUACUAACAACAUAGUAAGAUAUUUGAUUGAUCACCAUACAGAAGAAGAUACGUAUUUCACCAUUGAAGCCAACACUGGAACCCUUAAGACCGCCAAGGUUUUUGACAGGGAAGAAAUCUCUUGGUACAAUAUCACAGUCACCGCUUCUGAAAUUGACAGUCCCGGACUACUGAGCCAUGUCCCUGUUGGAAUUAAAAUCCUCGACGUCAAUGACAACCCUCCAGAACUUGCUGGAAACUAUGAUGUGGUUGUAUGUGAGACUGCAAAGCCUGGGCAGAUUAUUCAGACUAUCAGUGCCACCGACAAAGAUGACUUUACCAACGGACAAAGGUUCCGGUUUUCUCUGGACAACAGUCUUUCUUUAAAUCCCAACUUUACGCUGAAGGACAAUGAAGAUAACACAGCCAGUAUUGUGACCCGAAGAAGGCGAUUUAGUCGGACGAUCCAGGAUGCAUAUUACCUCCCUGUUGUGAUCUCUGAUGGGGGGAUCCCUUCUCUCAGCAGCAGUGCCACCCUAGUGAUCCGCGUGUGUGCAUGUGAAAGAGACGGGCGUGUGCGAACCUGCAGUGCUGAAGCAUUCCUUUCCUCUGCAGGACUAAGUACGGGAGCCUUAAUUGCCAUCCUGCUGUGUGUCGUCAUUCUGCUGGCAAUAGUGGUCCUUUUCAUUACACUAAGACGCAGCAAAAAGGAGCCUCUGAUAAUCUCAGAAGAGGAUGUCCGGGAAAAUGUUGUCACCUACGAUGACGAAGGUGGGGGCGAGGAGGACACCGAAGCUUUUGACAUCACUGCUCUUCGGAACCCGUCAGCAGCUGAAGAACUGAAGUAUCGGAGGGAUGUUCGGCCUGAAGUGAAGCCCACACCCAAACAUCCCACUUCAUCAAGCCUUGAUAGCAUAGAUGUUCAGGAAAUUAUUCGACAAAGACUGGCUGAAGCAGACUUAGACCCUAGCGUACCACCAUAUGAUUCUCUACAGACAUACGCAUAUGAGGGUCAAAGGUCAGAAGUGGGAUCUGUCAGUUCUUUGGAUUCAGCUACCACACAUUCUGACCAGGAUUAUAAUUACCUUGGUGACUGGGGACCAGAGUUUAAGAAGCUAGCUGAAAUUUAUGGAGAAAUAGAAUCUGAAAGAACAACUUAAUUAAUUCUUCCCCAACCAAGGAACAUUUUAGUUUCCCCAAGCAAUUUGGAGGCAUAAUGACAACAGAGAUUUUAAAAAAGAGAGGAGAUAUAUAUAUAUAUGAAUACAGUACUUGGAACAAACAGAGCAGAUGUGCACAUUUACUGUAGAAACAAGUGCCCUUUUCGCAUUUGAAACUGGGUUCUUCAAUUGGAAGAAAGUCAAAUUUGGGGGGAAAUAUACCCCAGAAAGAAGAUUGUCCCUUUGUGUAUAUUUUUAAUUGCUCAAUAAAGUCUGUGGUGCAGUAUCAGUAAAGAUACCUUAAGUAAACCAAACAAUGGCCAAUAUUAUUGCAGUAUCCCCUAAACAAACCAGAGCUACAGUGAGUUUCUAGGGAUGCCUGCUCACAAGAAGGACUCGGGAUGAUUGGAAUGGUUGUGGCACUGUGUGUCUUGCUCUGUUUAUAGGCUUAAGGUAACCAUCAGGAGGAUAAUUUACUUCGGUUUCACUAAACCUCAGAAAUCCAAUUUUCUUUUCCAGGAAUGUGCAUUGGAAUUAUUUUAUAAAUGCCAUAUUGGUGUCUGCCCUUACUAACAUGCAGCUGAAUUGUACUUAAACACUUGACUCUCUUGUGGAAUGUAACAUUUCACUAGGCCAAACCUAAAUCUUUCCAUCCACGAAGGAGGUAAUGAAGCACGAGUUACUUGGUAGUUUAUUGGAGCAGGCUUAUGAUCACCCCCCACCUUGAAUUUGUAUUGAUUGGCACUGAGACUGCUGCUUCUGUUUUACAGUAACCAUAUUGGGUACAGUUUUUUAACAAAAAAAGGGGAUUGUUUUGUUCUGCUCUGCAGCAAAGUAGAAGAUGAAUGAAGUUGGUUUAAAAAGUCCUUGUUCUGUUAUGCAUUCAGCUAUGCAAAAGCUUGGAUUGACUGGUCUUCCUUGGGACUGGUGAAUGUAGAUAAGAUGGAGCCGGUGACAGACCACUCUGAAUCCCAAAAUAAAACAGUCACAUGA
Molecule: messenger RNA, 2730 nt
Organism: Heteronotia binoei (common prickly gecko)
Lineage: Eukaryota; Metazoa; Chordata; Lepidosauria; Squamata; Gekkonidae
Product: cadherin-18-like
Exons: 8
Coding region: 34-1737 (567 amino acids)
Biological process (GO): cell morphogenesis; cell-cell junction assembly; calcium-dependent cell-cell adhesion
Cellular component (GO): adherens junction; plasma membrane; catenin complex
Molecular function (GO): cadherin binding; calcium ion binding
Source: RefSeq, a predicted model, not a curated record